Molecule: messenger RNA, 1983 nt
Organism: Rhagoletis zephyria (snowberry fruit fly)
Lineage: Eukaryota; Metazoa; Arthropoda; Insecta; Diptera; Tephritidae
Product: transcription factor Adf-1
Biological process (GO): regulation of transcription by RNA polymerase II
Cellular component (GO): nucleus; transcription regulator complex
Molecular function (GO): DNA binding
Source: RefSeq, a predicted model, not a curated record
ACGGCGCUGCGACGAAUUGCUAGGUCGAAGUUUUCGCUGGCUUUUCGGCCAUCGUCAUCGCCAUCGUCUAUCUCUGUCCGCAGUCGUCGUUGGAGUCGUUUGCUUUGCAUUUGCGUCGCUUCGCAGCUUGUCGUGUCGGGUAGCUACACAAAUAGCAAAUAUCUACACCUGGAAUUGAAAAAAAAGUUGUUCUGCCUCAAUUAGAAAAAAUUUCACUGCAAGCAGCGACUUUUGACAGCGAUAGAAAUUAGAGAUUUUUGUGCGAAAUCCCAGAGCAAAAGCCGUUGGCGGAGUUCUGUGGACGUCUCUGUGGGCAGAAGCAGCAUAAUAAACGUGCAAUUGCAAAUCUUCAAAUUACAAGCAAAAACAAAAAAAAAACGGAAUGGACAAAUUGGAUACCAAUUUGGAACAGCAGUUCGAUUUGAAUCUUAUUGAAGCUGUGAAACUGAACCCGGUCAUAUACGACCGUUCCCACUAUAACUACAAGCAUUUUGUAAGGAAGGCGCAGACCUGGAAGCAGAUUGCAGAAUCACUUGGAGUUCCUGAACAAAAAUGCACUAAACGUUGGAAGAGUUUGCGCGAUAAAUUUGCGCGGGAAAUGAAAUUGUGCCAGGAAUCGCGUUGGCGUUACUUUAAGCAAAUGCAGUUCUUAGUCGAUUCGAUAAGACAAUAUCGCGAAUCGCUUUUGGGUAAAUGUAAUACUGUACAGCAGAAUACCAAUCAAGUAACACAAGUUGAUCCAAAUCAACAACAACAGCAGCCUCAGCAACAGGCUGUCGUAGAUAUAUUUGCACAGCCCUUCAACGGCAGUGCUACCACAUCGGCUCAAGCGCUUGCUCAUCCGCAUGAAAUUGCAGUUACAGGCGACACUCAAUUAACCGCCGCCGGUAAAGAUCAAAAACCAUAUUUCUAUGAGCCACCACUGAAGCGCGAGCGUACCGAGGAAGAAAAUCACGACAAUAUGCUAAACACAAUCAAGAUUUUCCAAAAUUCGAUGUCGCAGGCAGUUAGUGCUGAGGAUCAAUCGUUUGGCAUGGUCGUCACUGACAUGCUUAACACCUUGGGUGUGCGACAGAAGGCUGAAGCAAAGGUGCACAUCAUCAAAUACCUUACGGAUAUGCAAUUGCUGGCACAGCAUAACAAAUAUUAGAUGGAGUAACGCGUGGCGAUAUGCAUAUUUAAUGUGUUUGUAGAAGUUUUGGUAAUAGUCAUCAUACUACAUAUUUACGCAUAGAAUAAAGGGAUUGUGUUAAUUUUCAGUUAAAUGCCGUGUCGAAAAAAAAUAUUACGUUACAAAAUAAAUUGUAAUUAAAUACUUUUCACCAAAAUAUUAACUUAAAUUUAAACACUUUUACAUUGCUAUUACAAUUUUCAAGUGAUGAACUAUUUAUAUGCAAUGUACAUAUCGUUACCUUGAUACAGAAGAGCCCUAUUUAAAUAUUGUGUCUACAGAGUAUUACAAUACUUUAUAAAAACUAAAGUACUUAAGUUCGGAAUUUAUUUUUUUAGUAGAUAUCUGGUUGUUUUUAAAUCUCAUUGGGCCUUUUGUAAGUUAUCUAUCAACCUUUGUACAAAGCUGAAUUUUGAAAGAAAAUUAGUUAGGGGCUUUUUAUAUUAAGGUAAUGGUAUACAAAUUUAAUUUUUUUUCUGUUCGAAAAAACUAAAUUUAGUUUAUAUGUCAUGUGCUUGUUUUGAACAAUUUUAUUUGCAGAAAUAGCUACACAUGCGUUCAUGCUUAAUUUAAAAUACCAUAUUUCGAUAUACGUGCAUAGUUGUAACAGGGAAGAAUAUAAAUAAGUGGAAUAAUUGCCGAUGGCACUUCUUCAAUCUUAAUUGGAUUUAUUGUAUUUACCUAUUAGAAAUUAUUCGCGUAUAAGAGCUUAAUGUAAUACAUACUUAUGUAUAUACAUACAUACUAUAAUAUGAAACAUGUAUACAUGUGAAUUUAUAAAUGAAAAAAUAAAUAAAAUAUAAGUAAUUUUA